AUGUCUUUGCUUAAGAAUGAUGAGGGCGAUUUUGUCCUUCCUGACAAAGAGCAUGAAGUUUCGCCAUGCAGCAGCAAUACUAUAACCAUGAAGCCCGGUUUGGAGCACCCUAUGGAGGCCAAGAUUGUCAGAAAAAUGGAUAUUUACCUCUUGCCUCCCCUCUGUCUUCUUUAUUUCUUAUCAAAUUUAGAUAAGUCCAAUAUUGGUAAUGCUGCAAUUGCUGGAUUACCAGAAGAUUUGAAUCUUGUAGGGAAUCAAUAUGGUAACUGUGUGACGGUCUUUUUUGCAACAUAUAUUCUGGUUGAUCCAAUUGGUGGAAAUCUAUUGAAUAUUCUAGGAGCGCCAGUUAUGAUGUCUGCUUGUGUUAUUGGUUUUGGUGCUAUUUCACUUUGUACUGCAUGGGUAAAAAAUUAUGGACAACUUUUGGCGAUGAGGCUUAUACUUGGAUUAUUUGAAGGUAAUAUUUACCCAUCUAUUAAUAUGUACUUGACAAUGUGCUAUCGUCGGGAGCAAUAUGCAAAGAGAUUUGCAUUCGUGUUCUUUGCGGCAUGUAUCUCAUCUUCUUUUGGAGGUUUGAUUUCAUACGCUUGCAGCAAAAUUGUAGGUUCAUUGAGUGCCUGGCAAUAUAUUUUCAUAGUCGAGGGCUCUAUCACACUUGCAGUCGUUCCAUUAUAUAUCUUUGGACUAAGCAGAAAUUUGGAAGAUGCAUGGUUUUUUAACGAAGAAGAGAGAGAAUACAUUAUAGCGCGCCAUGAUACCAUCGAAACAUUUAAUCCAAAAGAAAAAUUUAGUUGGAUUCAGGUAUGGUUUGCAGUUAAGGAUAUUAAAACGUGGAAUUCAGCAAUUGCGUUAUUCUGUAUUGACUUAACGGCAUUUGGAUUAACUGUUUUUAUGCCAAUUAUAAUUUCUGGUAUGGGCUUUACUUACAUCAAAGCUCAGCUGAUGACUGUUCCAGUAUACUUUGUAACAGCUACAACCUUCUUUAUUUGCUCAUAUUUCUCCGACAGGUUUAGAGUUAGGUCUCCAUUUAUUAUAGGUUCAUGUAUCACUUGUGCAAUUGGUCUUGCAAUAGUGGUCGCUUCCGACCUAAAUGGUGUGCGUCUCUUGGGGAUUUUUAUUCUAGCUCUCGGUAUAUAUGUUAAUGCAGCUACGAACUGCCUAUGGUUAAGUGGAAAUAAUGGGAACUAUUAUAAACGUGCUACAGCAUUGGGAAUUAAUUUAUUCUGUGGUUCGUCGUCAGGAUUAGUUUCUGGUCAAAUAUUUACUAGUAAAGAUAAACCCCGCUAUCAUAAGGGUUUGUCAAUUUGCUUAGCGCUUCAAAUUGUAGCAGCCGUAUUAACUGCUGUCCAGGUAUGGUUGUACUAUCGUUUAAACAAGCAAAAGAAGGAGCAGUUACAAGAAUGCUUGGAAAAAGACGAGGAACCAUCUUAUGAUGAGAAACUAAGCGAUAUGAAUCCGCAAUUCCGUUACAUGUAUUGA
Eremothecium sinecaudum is the source of this 1479-nucleotide messenger RNA. RefSeq names its product allantoate permease family MFS transporter. NCBI's taxonomy places the organism in Eukaryota, Fungi, Ascomycota, Saccharomycetes, Saccharomycetales, Saccharomycetaceae. The record is from RefSeq and is a predicted model, not a curated record. The transcript has a single exon. Gene Ontology annotation, cellular component: membrane. Gene Ontology annotation, molecular function: transmembrane transporter activity. The coding region runs from base 1 to 1479 and encodes 492 amino acids. Gene Ontology annotation, biological process: transmembrane transport.